Alosa sapidissima (American shad) is the source of this 5216-nucleotide messenger RNA. RefSeq names its product zinc finger DHHC-type palmitoyltransferase 17 (gene zdhhc17). The transcript has 17 exons. NCBI's taxonomy places the organism in Eukaryota, Metazoa, Chordata, Actinopteri, Clupeiformes, Clupeidae. Gene Ontology annotation, biological process: protein palmitoylation. Bases 71 to 1921 code for a protein of 616 amino acids. Gene Ontology annotation, molecular function: protein binding; palmitoyltransferase activity. Gene Ontology annotation, cellular component: Golgi membrane. The record is from RefSeq and is a predicted model, not a curated record.
CCUCCUCCUGUCCUGUUUGUUUCUGCAAGAACCUUGCUUCCCAGAAUGCUUGGCGAGGUUGACCACCAAGAUGGCUGACGCUAUGGAUGAUUAUGAGAAAGAAGCUGGAUGUGUCCCCAUUCUCCAUCCAGAGGAACUGAAGCCCCAGAGCCACUAUAACCAUGGCUACAGCGAGAACGUGGGACGCAAGAGCCAUGUGGAUGACUACAGCACCUGGGACAUCGUCAAAGCCACACAGUACGGGAUCUUCGAGCGAUGCCGAGAGUUGGUGGAGGCGGGCUACGACGUGCGUCAGCCGGACAAAGAGAACGUCACACUCCUGCACUGGGCGGCCAUCAACAACAGGAUAGACUUGGUCAAGUACUACAUAUCUAAAGGUGCUAUAGUGGACCAACUUGGGGGUGACCUCAACUCCACCCCACUGCACUGGGCUACCAGACAGGGCCACCUCUCCAUGGUGGUGCAGUUGCUAAAGUAUGGUGCUGACCCCUCCCUCAUCGAUGGGGAGGGCUGCAGCUGUGUCCACCUGGCCGCCCAGUUUGGACACACCUCGAUUGUGGCCUACCUCAUUGCCAAGGGACAGGAUGUGGACAUGAUGGAUCAGAAUGGCAUGACCCCCCUGAUGUGGGCAGCUUACAGGACACACAGCGUGGACCCCACCCGGCUGCUGCUGACCUUUAACGUGUCGGUGAACCUGGGGGACAAGUACCACAAGAACACUGCGCUGCACUGGGCCGUACUGGCCGGCAACACCACCGUCAUCAGCCUGCUGCUGGAGGCCAACACCAACGUGGAUGCCCAGAACAUCAAGGGGGAGACACCUCUUGACCUUGCAAAGCAGAGGAAAAACGUCUGGAUGAUCAACCACUUACAGGAGGCCCGACAAGCCAGGGGCUACGACAGCCCGUCCUACCUGAAGAGACUCAAGAUGGAUAAGGAGUUCAGACAGAAGGUGAUGCUGGGGACCCCGUUCGUGGUCAUCUGGCUGGUGGGCUUCAUCGCCGACCUGGACAUCGACUCCUGGCUCAUCAAGGGCCUUAUGUAUGCCGGGAUGUGGAUCUCCGUGCAGUUCCUCUCGAAGUCCUUCUUUGACCACUCCAUGCACAGUGCCCUGCCCCUGGGUAUCUAUCUGGCCACGAAGUUCUGGAUGUACAUCACCUGGUUCUACUGGUUCUGGAAUGAUCUGCCUCUGGUCACUGUCCACCUCCCGUUCCUGCUCAACAGUGUGGCGCUCUUCUACAACUUCGGCAAGUCGUGGAAAUCUGACCCGGGCAUCAUCAAAGCCUCUGAAGAGCAGAAAAAAAAGACAAUUGUGGAGCUGGCAGAAUCAGGAAGCCUAGAUCUAAGCAUAUUCUGCAGCACCUGCUUGAUACGGAAGCCCAUCAGGUCCAAACACUGUGCUGUGUGCAACCGCUGCAUCGCUAAAUUUGACCAUCACUGUCCUUGGGUUGGCAACUGCGUAGGCGGUUUCCUCCUCCUCAUCAUCUUCCUCUUAUUUCUCCUCCUCCUCCUCCUCUUGCGUUCUCCAGACUGGCGAAUCCACUGUGCCACCAACUACCACAAGGACGGCUUCUGGGUGUACCUGACACAGAUCGCCUCCUGCUCGCCCUGGAUGUUCUGGAUGUUCCUCAACAGCAUUUUCCACUUCAUGUGGGUGGCCGUGCUCAUCAUGUGCCAGCUGUACCAGAUUGCCAUUCUUGGGAUCACCACAAAUGAGAGGAUGAACGCCAGAAGAUACAAGCACUUUAAAGUCACGGCCACGUCCAUCGAGAGCCCCUUCAAUCACGGAUGCAUGAGGAACCUCAUAGACUUCUUUGAGCUGCGCUGCUGCGGCCUGCUGCGGCCUUUGGUGGUGGACUGGACCACGCAGUACACAAUAGAGUACGACCAGUCGUCCGGCUCAGGCUACCAGCUGGUGUGAUGCUGGUGUGAAGAGAGAGAGAGAGUGCGAGAGAGAGCGAGACAGCGCAGCAGGACGCACGGAUGAUGAGCGAGAGCAGGACUGCGGGAAGGAGGGAGGAUUCGGGUGUGUUUGUUUUUCUCCCCCGACUUUUGUUUUCCUUUUUUUAUAUAUAUAUAUAUAUAUAUAUAUAUCGUCGUCAUCCUCCUACAAGCAUAUCAGAGCAAGGCUGCAUCUAGAGAGCAAGGGGAUGGAGAGACUGUGUGUGUGUGUGUGUGUGCGUGUGCGUGCGUGCGUGCGUGCAUGCGUGUGUAUGAUGGGGGAACUGGGGAGUUAAGACUGGACCAUCUCUCUUCAUCAGAACAGAAGCAAGUUCUCAGCCUACAAGCAACUACCACGCAUCGUUUGUCGUCUUUCAUUGUUUGUUUUUGUUCUAGUUGUUGUUGUAUUAUUUUGUUUGUUUUGGUAUUAUUGCUUGGCCGGAGUCCCCAACCCACAGCUCCACCAUUGGUCACCACCCUCAACAGCAGCAGCAGCAGCGCCACCACCUGACCACCCCGAGUGGUCGCAGCAGAUCCCCUCUCCCCAGGCUUCCUCCGGCUCCCCCCUCAUCCCAAAUGCCAUGUGUUGUCGGCGCCAUCUUGGCCCUCCCUCUCCUCCGCAAACCCCCAAUGACUGCACCUCAACCAGAGGGCCAAAGCCAGGGGAGGGAUGGAGGAAGAGGAGGCAGAAGAGGAAGAGGAGGGGUCAAAUAAAAGGGAUUUUUGUGUUUUAUUUGUUUUUGUUUUUGUUUUUUUCCACCAUCCACCGGAGUAGGGAGCAUGACUUAACAUGUAUGUGUUUGUAUGUUUGUUGUUCUAAAUGUCUUUUUCGUUCGGUUGGCCCUGGCAGAGUUUCGUUUAUUGUUUCGAUUUGUCUUUCUGAAUGCAGUCUUGGAACACGAUUGUUCUGCAAGAGGCUUCGCAGUAUGGGGCCCCAAGUUGAUAUGAACUGAAGUGGUGCUGGGGUGUCAAUGAAAGCUCCUUAUUGGUCUUUUCACUCCUUAUUGCCACUGGGAUUGCGAUCAGUACCUUGUUCUAGUGGUCCCUCAUUUCUCCAUCACACUGUCCAGUCCUGUCCCCCACAGUGUAGUGAAACCAACGUUUUUGUCCUUAGGGUGGGUGGUGGGGGGGGGGGGGGGGGUUUGUUUUUGUAUCGAUUACUGAGGCGUAAGGCAAGGUCGUCUCCGUGGCGUCAAAUUGCAGCCAUCUCCUGCUCUGAAAAAUGUGAUGCAAGCGUAUUUAUUUUUUAAAAGCUAUUUAUAGAGAAUUAUGUGGAAAGGAUUUGUCAUGGUACUGUUUGGUUCUUUUACCAGGAUGUCAUUUUUAAGAUUUUGUUUUAUCCUCUUUUUUUUUUUUUUUUUUUAAAUGAGUUGGAGCUGUCUAGUUCUCUGGUUUGAGUGUUCUUGAGAAUUAUGUAUUCUCAUGCCCUCACAGUGUAUAACUUAAGAAAUCAACUACACAUAUUGUACAGUUAAUAUUUAUUAAUAUAUGCAUAGAUUUAGGAACAUAGACACAAGCAAUUCUCUGGCCCCAUAUACAGAGGGGGUUGAGCCGGUCUCUUUUGGAUUUCAAUGGUUGUCUCCAAAACAGAAUUCCUCGCAGAUGGUUGUUUACAGGGUCCAUUCUGUGUUUCAUGAUCACUUCCCGCCCUCCCCGCGUUUCCAGCCAGAGCUUCAAAGGUUUUGCUCUGUUCCUUGUUCUUAUGGUGGUAUGUUUUGUUUGUCAUUUUUCAUCGGUUCUCUUUUUUUUUUUCCUUCAUUUCAUUGGUCGGCCGAAGACAAUGCACUGAUCAGCUUUGGUUUGUCUCCACGGUUACUGACGAGGAGAUUUCGUUUUUUCCUCUUCCUACCGGCGCCCGAGAAAUAUUACCAUGUUUACAGAGAGUGAGGAAUUGGUGGGAGGGGGGUUGUGUGUGUGUGUGUGUGUGGGGGGGGGGGGGUCCUUAAUUCUUAAAAGAAAUACGGGACCACCCGUUUUACCCACCUCCCAGGAACCUUGAGGGUCACUCGUCACUCCCUCCUGCCAGAGGACUUGGCCGCAGCCACCCGAAAGAACUAUUAAAUACAACGAAUGUGCAUCUGUAUAUAGACAAUGAUAUAGUUACUACUCUUUUUUUCUGUCUGUGAGUGAAUGAUUUUUUUCUUUCUUUUUUUUGUUCUUUUAUUUUAUCAGUGUUAGUUCCAGCUGCUCCUUAUUUUUUUUAUAUGAUUUCACUCUACCAAAAAAAAGAAAGGAAAAAAAAAAAACUAACAAAAAAUCUACUUAUAAUCUGAUAAGUGUAUGACUGUAGCUUUUAGUGAUGUCCGACACUGCUGUCUAUAGGCAUUUUAUCCUGCAAAAAGAAAAAAAAGGAACGAAAAAUCGACAAAAAAGAUUUGAAACUCCACUGCAUGUGAGCUGCUUGGACCCCAAGGCUGUCCUUAUGCCCAGAGGUCCAGGCUAUCUUUCCCGUCACAACAGCCCAGCAAGCUCUGUGUCUGUAAAUAUUAAAUGUUCAGUAUUUUGCCAGUAUGUGUCUUUUUUUUUUUUCCCUUUGGUUUUCAUUUAUUUUUCUCUUCCAUGUUUGGGAAUCCAGUGUUUGUAUCUUUCAGUGCAAGUUGUCAUCAAUCCACAGGUGGCAGUUACCCCCCUCAGUCAGAACCCUGUGACAGCGUUGUAAUAUAUUUGAAUGUUCCAUACUUGUCGAUAAAAAGUCAAAACAAAGGGUUUUCUUUUUUUACGUCAUAUUGCUGGGUUUGUUAUACCACUGGAUGUACAAAUUGUAAAGCAAGAUGCAAGAGAAAUAGUGAACACAAGCAAAUAUUUUUUUUUCCCCUCCAUUUUCGCAGAGUCCUAACAUUAAGUCUUAUCCAAAGUAACACUCAAAAACAAAGUUAUCCCAGCUUUUUGCUCACUCUUUAACGUCUGCAUCAACGGUAAUAGAGGCAUUGUACCCUAAAUCAGAGGGCCACGUCGUCUUGCCGUCUAUUCUAGAAAUGAACUCCACCGUGUAUCGCUUUCAUCUUUCUUUCUGUCCCACCAUAUCAAGAGACCUCUGGUCUUGUCCUAAACCUGGACCAGUGUCCUCCUGCGGUUCUUCCAAGAGACUACUUGGUUUGGCCUCCUGUCUUCUUCCCCCCCCCCCCCCCCCCCACCAUGUGGAAAAAGCACAUGAUCCCUGUCAGUGCCUCUGCACCUUUCUUUAGGACAUCACUGUAAACUUUGCUUCAGAUGUAAACAUAUUGGGCAUGGUUAAAUUUUAAUGGCUUUAAUAAAAAAAAGACAAAACAUUCAAA